CCCAAACGCGUUCUGUUUUACUCUUCGGGGUACGUUGCGUGUGGCGGCGGUGAGCGUACCUAGCAACGGCCCUAGCAACGUGUUAGUAUAACAAAGGGCGUGUGUUCAUUGAUUGAGAUUGCAACAUGGCUACAGAAGUGCAAGUUUCGCGGAUAGACCUGCUGUCAAGACCUAAACCGAUCCCACCGGGGCAUAUAGAAGACAGGCGAUCUGUCUACUGGAUUGACCGCGCCCCACCCACAGUCGGGCCCGAUGGCAUCACCAAAUGUCGUAUGAACAAACAUCAGCUGUCACUGGUGAAGGUCAAGGACUUACAUCCAGAGUACCUGGGAGACAGGCCGACCUCAAUUUGGGCGGUGAGUCUCGGAGCGCUAAGCGCCAAACCUCGCCCUCGGCUAGACGUCCUCGCCCGACCGAAGGCCCUCCCGGCAGACUACCAGCCCAAGAGGUCAGUCUACAGCACCGUAUCGGACGGCGCCAAGAGAUUCGAGGCAACCCAGCGACUCGAGCAACUCGCCGCACCGAAAACGUUUGGCGAGCUGAAGAUCAAAGGCGACACGGAGUGGGAUUGGGGCGAAUGGCAGAGCGAGAUUCCGCCCGCCGCCAUGAAAGCAACCGCGACGCCGCGAGUGGAAACAUUGGCAGAAGCAAAGCGGUGGCACCCAGAGUUUCUCGCAAACCGCACCGUACAAUGGGCUGUCUCGGAUAAGGCGAAGUCAUCAAUCGCGACCAUCCGGCUCCAGCAGCUCUCCCGGCCGAAAAGUCGUGGCGGUAACGACGAUUAUGACCCGUACAAGGUUCCGAGGGCUGCACUGCUCGCUCAAGCUUCUGCGAGAAUCAGCGAGCUUUGCACACCAAUUCCGAGAAAAGUCCGUCAGAAGAAGGUCGUGUAAACAUCAGGGACAAGCCACUUUUACCUGGGGGUGGGGCAAUCUCUACUUCAGCAACAGUAUUUUUACGUUUUUUUCCACUUUCUGAAAGUGCACUGGUUUUCCAAACAAAUCUCAACCCACCCCACCCCAGAUCAAAUGUGGUAUGUUCCAGUGUCAUUGCUGCUAUAAGGUUGAAAAGGGGAUUUUUCUGUCUAUCUAUCUUCUCGAGGUGAUUUUUGACAGAAAACAUUCUCAAAACAACUUUGUCACUUGUUGCCACAGGAGUUUGUGUCCAGUUGAGAUUAACGUACAUUUAUUUAGUUGAAGUUAGAAAAGAAGUGAUUUACUUGCACUUUUUGGGGUAGGGGAAAGAAAUUACUUAACCCAUUGAAUUUUCACACUAAUUCUGAGGGACCAAUUUUGUAUCAUAAAUUUGAUAUGUCAGUUUACAUUUUUUUUGGAAUAGUGCAGAUUGAAAAUCAUUCCUUAUAAUUGAUCAUGUGUCUUAAAUUUUCUCUCUACGACAGUUAAGAAUUUCAACCGUGAAUAAUUUAGUUGUUUUCUCGUGAAUUCUUGGUGUCAUAAGUCGUUUGUGUUAUGUGAGGUUGAGCCAUGACAACUAUUGGUGUAGGGACAGUUUUGCAAGGACAGGAAAAUGAGCCUGGGUACCACCCAGUUUUGAAUAGUCUAAGAUUGCUAUAAUACUGGUGUGAGCAAGUUAUUGGUACAAGUGUAAACUACAGGAUGAUACCUAGGCUACAUGUACAUCCAGCAAUUGCAUGAAGUGACUAAAAAUUUGUUUAUGAUAUCAUUUGAUGAUAUUGCAAAAUCAUCCCAAUUUUUGUUUAUAUUAUUAUUAUCAUACCCUUAAGGGUCACUGGCUAAUAUGAAUUUUUAUUGUGGUGAUAUUGGCCAAAGUCCACCAAACAAAUACUUUAAAUUGAAUAAGACUUUUCCUGUCCCUGCAAGGUGUGGGUAUAUAGUUGGGAUACAAGCAAUAAUACAUUGUAACAUUACUUUCAUUUAGUUUUUUUUCUUCUUCAGUUUUGUUUCUCCUUUUAAUGGUUAGUAUUUAUUGUUAAUGGUGGGAUGAAAUUUUUUGUUCAUUUAUUAUAUACUGUUUCAGUUAUAAAGCAACUUGUAUGUAAAUUUGUUUAUCAAAUUGGUGUAGAAAAAUCAAAUUUUCCAAAUAAUUCCAGUUCCAACAUCAAAUAACCCAUUGAUGUAACACAAAAAUUUGACUUUUUUUUUUUUUCAAAAACAGGUUUGAAAUAUUGGAUUGUGAAGCGGCUUUUGUGUUUUUACGAAAAAAGCCACACUGAUCAAAUUUUGUCUAUGCAACUUGACCAAUUCAGCAUUACAAUUUGUUUGGUCGUGUUUUGAAAAGAGAGUUGUUGUUUUCUAGCUGCUGUAAAGUAUUCUGCAAAUGCUAGCUCCAAGUAACAACCGUUACAUGUAUGUUUUAAGCUGCUGCUAUGAGAGCCUUUGUACAAAGUUUUUUUUUUAACAUUUUAUUAUAGAUUUCAUGACAAUAAUUACAGAACACAGUUUUACUACCUUUGAAUGUAUGGGAACAGGAUAUCGUUUUAUGUGUGUUAUCAGCACUUUAACUUUGCAACUCGUAUAUGUAUUCAUAUUUUAUGUAUUUGUAACAAACUUUUAAGAUGGUGAUCGUUUAAGAAUUGACAUGUAUACAGUGAUUAAGGAUUUGGGUAUUUUUCAUUUUGAAGGGUACAGUGGCCAGUUUUAUGAGUUAAUUGCACAUUUUGGUGUGAUAUUUUGAAACAAUGUUUUGGAAAUAGACUAUAUAUAAACAUACACUAACACAUACUGUGAUUAUGGUUAUACAAAUAUCUGUAUAUUCACGUGUAAGAAUUCAGUAUCCUGUGCAUUUUGUUGCAGUUUGCAAGCACAAAAUAUGGUGUAAAUAAAACAUUUUUAACAAA
Branchiostoma floridae (Florida lancelet) is the source of this 2818-nucleotide messenger RNA. Its product is annotated as testicular haploid expressed gene protein-like. NCBI's taxonomy places the organism in Eukaryota, Metazoa, Chordata, Leptocardii, Amphioxiformes, Branchiostomatidae. Gene Ontology annotation, biological process: spermatogenesis. The coding region runs from base 126 to 893 and encodes 255 amino acids. The transcript has 5 exons. The record is from RefSeq and is a predicted model, not a curated record.